CCCAGUCGUUCCGUGUGUGUUUGUGUUUGAAGAAUUUGUCUCGCGUUUGAUCAAUCAAAAAAUACGAUUUUUUAUAAGCAGGAAGUACUUCAUAUUGUUUGAAGCCGUGUUACGUUUAUAGUUGUGCUUUUUCAGAUUGGGUAAGAAUGAUAAGAAUCCUUUGAUUAUAAAAAUGUAAAAGAUUGUGCAUCAUUUCAACGCUAAACUACAGAGCUAGGCUUACCUUCUCAGCUACUCUGGCUGACUGCUGAGAAGUAAGAGUGGGAGGAGGAGUCAUCCGAGUAGCCUAGGCUAGCCUUCUCAAAUGUCAGGCUAGCUAGAGAUAGGUAGCUGUGUGAGGUUCGAGAGCGCAGAAUGGAUAUGGCGAAUGGACAUUUGCUGGAGGUUGGCGGGUCAGCGACCGUCGUCAGCGAUAUGGAUUCAACUGAUUCUGUUUCUUCCUGGCCACAGUGGCCUGCAUUUUGUGAAACUGAGGCCCACAAAUCAGCAGUUAUUUUUGCCAACUGUUUUAGCGAUUAUGCUAUCGAUCAACCAGAACUCAGAACAAAAAAUAAGGCAAAACAGUAUGCAAAUAGAUACAUUAAACACUUUUUAGAACAUUUUGAACAUGAAAUAAACAAAACUCUGGGUAAUGUUGUUAUCGAAAAUCGUCAGAGUCCACAUCUGCAUCGGCAAGUGCAGGACAUUCAGCGGUCACGAGAAGGUAGUAUCCGGUCUUUAACACCGUCGGCAUCAUUGUCGCCGGAUUCAUUGUCUCUUUUAAACCAUCAAAAUGGUAAUGGGAACUUGGUAACCUCAACAAACCCCUCCUCACACUCCCAAGAUGACCUAUCUAAUGUAGCACGCAUGAAGAAAUCGGCAACUCGAAAGAUGUCAUUUAGAAAAUUUGGACAUAACAUCAGGAAUAGAUUCCGUAAACACAGUGUAAGCGAAAUCGAUAAGUAUCAUCACAAGGAUAAUGAUAUUGUAGUCAAAGAAGGAAUUGUAAAUAAUUUGACCGGUGAGGAUCAGCAAGGUCGGAGUCAGUGGGAAAAGUCACGACUACUUCUUGUUAGCAGACCUGAAGGAUUAACAUUGGAAUUUUAUGCACCACCAAAGUCUUCAAAACCAAGAGCAGGUAUAUACUGCUUCCUCAUAGAAGAGGUUAGGGAAACAACGGAACUUGAAUUACCUGGAACAAAGCAUGCAUUUGCCCUCAAAGCUGAGAAUAAUCUUGAGUUUGUUAUGGAAGCACAGAGUAUACAGGACAUGCAGUCCUGGCUCACCAGUAUCCAAGAGUCAAUGAAGGCGGCACGGAGGAGUAGUAGCCUAGAUCGAAGGCGUCCGCUACCAUCUGUUCCCUUUGAUGACAAUCACAUGGAUUCCCAACCAAAUAGAAACAGCUUAGCUGUAGAAUUACCCAACGAUGGUUCUAGUCCGGACCGAACCCCGAACAUAUCGCCGCCACCAGAUAUUCCUCCGAGAGAUCCUUGUCAGCAAAGAGCAUCGAGCAGCGCCAGCUCAGACCAGGCCAUUACGCCUGUCACAGCUCCAGAAGGUAUGGUCUUAGUAAGUCCAGAAAAUGACCAUGCACUGGCCAGCUAUCCCUGGUUCCAUGGUACUCUGUCUCGGAUCGAUGCGGCGAUGCUAGUACUGCAAGGUGGCCACACAAGUCAUGGCGUGUUUCUGGUACGGCAGAGUGAGACAAGGCGCGGAGAAUGUGUCCUAACUUUUAAUUUUCAUGGCAGGCCAAAGCAUUUAAGGUUACAGCUGGAUCAAGAUGGAAAAUGUAAAGUGACGCACAUCUGGUUUGAUAGCAUAUUUGAUAUGCUUGACCACUUCCGGACACAUCCCAUUCCACUGGACAGCCGUGACGGAUCCAGCCAACCAGAUGUUUCCCUCACCGUGUACGUCCCAAACACAAUAAGACCCAGAACGCCGAGCUCUGCUGGCAGCUCGGAUGGCAACGUACCUUUCAAUCUUAAUGGCAUGCCGCGUUCCGAAUUCACGUCACCCAGCGAUAGUUUCUUCCUGCCGAUCAACGACCCAUUGGCUAUGGCGACAAAUGGCAUUGCUGCUGAACCGUCGGAAGAGAACCAUAGAGGAGGGCGUGCUGUGCGUAACCAGUACGCAUUCGUAUGAUAGACUUUUUAUGUAAAUUGGUUAAAUGAAAAUGAAUUGUUAGGGAUGCAGGAAGGGUAUUAAAAAUGUUGUGGGGUGUUGACACUUCAUCUCUAAUUUUCCAACCUUUCUACCAGUUUUCUGUAACUGUGGAAGUAUAUGAUUCUAUGCAUUGAUGGCAUGGUUAAGGUUGUCAUCUUUGUUCCAGAUUUGAUCUGCAAAGUAUGGAGUAUUGGGUUUAAACUGGCAAAGAAUCCUUGUUAAUAGGAAUUCGAAAGCAAGUUUGUAUGUACAUAUGAUAUAAUAAGAAACUAAUACUGUACAUCCAUUGGUUAUACCCAGGUUUGAAAUAAUUAAAUGUUAAAUACAGUCGCAGACUCUCAAGUAUUGAUAUGAUAUUUUCUUUUUAUUUUUUUACUUUAUUUAUUAUGUUAAUAAAACAUAUGCAAAUUGAUGGAUUUAAAAAAUUUGAUCAGAUUUUUAGCAUUUGGCAUUUACAACUCAAAAACAAUCCCACUCAAAUUAUCUUAAAUGAAAUAUACAAAUAUUAAUUUUUAUUAGGAUUAUGCCUGAAAACUUGAAUUUUAUGCUAUUUUAAAAUAAAAUAGGUCAACAUACAAAGAAAUAGCAUCUAUGUGUUUCACACACAUCUUCUAUGUUUAUAUUAUGAUUGUAUAGGAGAUUUAUGUUUUAGCUGCUACAGCCAGGGUAAGACAUUCCUAUGCAAAAAAGAUCAUAUUUUUUCAUAUAGGAGUGUGCACCCGGCUUAAAAUCUGAAACACUAGUUGUUUAAUCUGAAAUUAUUCCUUGUUGAAAUAUAACACAUUCAUAACAAAUUUAAUUAUAUGUAUAGUAUGUACUAUUUUGUAGAGUAUUUGAAUUGAUAUGUGUAUUAGCAUCAUUGGCGCCAGUACUCUUGUGACUUUAUUAUGUAGGAAUUUAAUUACAAAGUUUAUAAAAAACAAUUUAUAUUAGGAUGAGGAGUUUAGUUUUUAUAGGGCUACAUUAACUUAUAUAUUCACACUAUCACAAUAUCAAAGGGCUCAAUUACCAAGCGCAUAGAGACUUUCUUGCAUGACGUAUUAUACAAGUCCAACUAUUGUUAAUAAAUUAAAAGUAUAUUAGUUAUUGUGUGGAUUAUUCGAGUUAUUAGAAUCAUAAAUUUACAUACAAUGUAUCAUAAUUUUAUUUUUUUAUUAACAUAUUCAUUUUACAGGUGUCCCGCCUUGUAAACAUCACUUCUGGGUUUGCAUGGUCUUUAACAGCUUUGGUGUCUAAUUAGAAUAAUAAAGAUGAUACAUUUUUAAAUUUUGCAACCAAAAAAGUGGCCUUUAAUUGGAGGUGGUCUUCAAUUGGAGGGUCUUUAAUUGGAGGGAAACCUGUACAUUAGAGUGUAAUUUAUUCCUUAUUUGAAGUUGAAUAAUGAUUAUUAUUUUGUUUCUGUAUUUAAUUUUUUAAAUAUUAAUAAUUCAACCCAUAGGAGGACCAGCCCAUUAAAAAAUUCUUUCCCAUUUUGCAAAUGCACUCAUCCCUAUGAUGAAACUAUAGAAUACAUUAUAAGCUUAUACCUGAUUCAUUAGAGAUAAAUACUACACGGGAUGCAUGCUAAAUGUCAGAGACUUCUAAAGAUAUUCCUACUGAUAUAUAUAAUCGUUUUUACACGAACAAUAGUUUACAAACACGCCGAAAGUCCGUACGAUGGACCUUCCCACCAAGCCCUGCAUCUUAGAUAUUGUUGCCAAGAUCCCACAAAACGACAGUGUAAAAAAAAAAUAUGCAAGCAUGUGUGUUUGCGUGGGACAACACAUGUUUGUGAGAUACGCGCGUAUUCCUAUCCUUGUUCUGCUUGGUCAAGUUUGUCAAGUUUGAUUGCCACUCCGGAAAGGUCUAUUUGUGUGCGGCCAGUAAAGAUGCAUGCGACGCUGCAUUCAGAGGUGUUACCAACACCCAACCUAAUGAUGUACAUGCUUUUGAAAUAAUAGAACUUGUUUUUUAAUGAAUUCAAUUUUACUGUCUUUACUAUUAUUAUAAUUAUCAUUAUU
This is a messenger RNA of Anneissia japonica, 4142 nucleotides long. RefSeq names its product SH2B adapter protein 1-like. The transcript is spliced from 7 exons. The record is from RefSeq and is a predicted model, not a curated record. NCBI's taxonomy places the organism in Eukaryota, Metazoa, Echinodermata, Crinoidea, Comatulida, Comatulidae. Gene Ontology annotation, cellular component: plasma membrane. Bases 355 to 2121 code for a protein of 588 amino acids. Gene Ontology annotation, molecular function: transmembrane receptor protein tyrosine kinase adaptor activity. Gene Ontology annotation, biological process: intracellular signal transduction.